CCCACUUCUUCAGUCUUAUGUGUUCUGUGGCUUGUGACAUAAAUGUCAAUAAAAGAAAAUAAAUCUCUUUUUGAAUUUUGAUAAACAUGUGUGAUAAACAUUGAAGUUGGAAAAAGAUAAUGUACUGUAUAUUUACGCGAAAUGGGUACCUCUCACAAAGAUGAAAAAGAUGUCAUAGAUUAUAGAAUCAUCAACAUACUUGUAUAUUUCUCAGUGAUAGUAGUUAUUGGAAUUCCAAUCUGGUGGUAUACAACUAGAGUUUACAGAGCACAUCUUCCUUUAGAUGAAAUCUUACAUAAAGAAACACUAGGCAUAGGCAAUGAAACAUUAGGUUUACCAUUGAGUUUAGAGUAUGAUAUCCUUAUAACACUUGUGAACCCUGAACCUGAUCAGUUAAAUGUUGAUUUGAAUGGAGAGAAACUAAGCAACCAUUUGAAACCAUUUCUGAAGGAAGUCUCUGCAAUAAACAAAUUUGAAUUCAAAUCACAGUGGUUGUUUUACACUGAGCUUGGCUUGUUGCCUUCAAAGGUAGAUGAUUAUUAUGUACUGUCUGAAAGGCAGCUUCCUCAUAUCAUCACACCAUUAGAAACAAAGCUUUGGUCACAUCUGUCCUCUAGACCUACAGUAAACUUUAUUGUGUAUUUUGCACCUUGUGGCAAGCCUCUAACUAUCGAUAAUGAGAGAAAUAAAAGUCAAGUUAAUGCUUUUGUAAGUCCAAGGUGGGGUGGUAUAUUGAUUAUGAAUCCUGACAAAAGUGCUUGCAACUCCAAACAGUUCCAGCCAGAUAGUCAGUAUAUUGUUUCUACUUUUGUUACACAAGUGAUUCAACUAUUCAAGAUAAAAUCCUUUAAUGAAGAAGAUAUUAUGCAGUUUAAGAUAGAAAGGAUUAAAAAAAUGGUUCAGUCCACACACAGGACUCUGAAAUCAUUAGCCCAAUUGCUCACAGAGAUUAGUAGAAUAGUCAUAAGUGAUGAAGUGGGACAGAAAAUCAGCAUAGCUGUUGAUAAUGUUAAAUUAGCUGAAGAGUAUCUGAGAAAAGGUGAAGUAGAAGAGUCUUUAAAACUUGCCAAAAUUGCUUUUUCUACCUCUGAGUCAGCAUUUAGUGAUUCAUCCCUCUUGGCAUUAUUAUACUUCCCAGAAGAUCAAAAGUAUGCUGUUUAUAUUCCCCUAUUCUUACCAAUUAUGAUACCAGUAUUCAUGUCACUUGCUACUCUUAAGAAUUGGUGGAAGAGUAGGAAGAUGAAAACUCAUUAAAUCAAACAAAGAUCUUGCUUUCCUGUGAGAUGAAAUAAUUUUUUUACUAUUCAUGAUACAUCUACAAGUAUAGUAUAAGAACAGUAAUGAGAACAGGUAAAAAGUAAUGAAAUGGUGGCAUGUGGCUCACUUCUCUGAUUUCUGUGAACUUACAAGUUUUUAUAUCUUACAUGUUUUGUGAAUUUUUACCAAACAUUUCGAUAUUUUCUUUGUUGCAUUUAUAAAGUACCAAUAAGUAAGUCUUGUGUAAAACAAAUAUGAAUGUAUGAUAACCAUUGUGCCAUUAUGGCAUAAUUAUAAAAAAGACACAG
Molecule: messenger RNA, 1565 nt
Organism: Acanthoscelides obtectus
Lineage: Eukaryota; Metazoa; Arthropoda; Insecta; Coleoptera; Chrysomelidae
Source: the annotation of a GenBank genome assembly